UUCUCCUUCAUCUGAUCAUCUUCACCCCAAAUUUUUAUUUUUUUUCAUUUUUUGCCCCACCCUUUAGUUCCUCCCUUAGUGUCCUAAAACAAGUCUUACCCAUAGCAUAGGUUUCUCCGCAGCCCCACAACAUUAGAACCCUGCAAGUUACCUUUUUCUAUGCUUUCCCUAUUUUUCUUCGCUAACGUAUAUGUAUAUCUCAGCUUUUGACUUGAUUAUAAUUAAUCCAUGUUUCGGUUACUUGGCGUCAGAGUAUGAGAGAGAGUGUGACAUCGGUUCAAUGCACUCACCUCCAUCCCACUAUCUCAGUGUGCGUUCAAUCCUUUUUGGUUUUUCUUGCCAUUGUCAACCUUGCACCCUUUUCUCGGUUGUCUUUUCUGAAUUCUCCAUAACUCUCCUCUAAAACAUUGUUUUUUUGCAUAUAAGAGAGUGUAUCACGAUAAACACAAAUCAAGAGUCAUCAAUGUCCACUAUCUAGCCUUAAAGAACCUUAUUAACUUCGCUCAUGGUUCUUCGGCAGAUACAGAGGGUUUUGAAACCAACUCUUUCUUCAAAGCCACACUUUGAGCAGGAAUUUCAGGGCAAUUUAGAAACCACACCUAAAGCUCAAGAGCUAUAAAACGAAGGAAGAGAGCACAUAACUUCACCACAGAUAGAGGCUUUCAAGUGUGGUCGGAAAACAGAUGCCUCUAUCUCUCAUCUAAGGUUGAUCAAGAUUAGAUUGAAGAAUAAGAACGUGGUCAAGGAUUUGACAAUGUAUCACAGUCAGAAUGCUUUCAAUCCUCAGCAAGGGUUGCUGAACAUGACAUCCUCGGAGAAUGAUCCUUUGGGAAGGAACAGAGAUGAUAUAUCGAAUGAUAUCGAUACAAUGGAAGCUCCCCCUUCCGGUGACGACCAAGAUCUCGACCAAGCAGCAAGGAGGAAGCGUUAUCAUCGCCACACACAACAUCAAAUUCAAGAAAUGGAAUCAUUCUUCAAGGAAUGCCCUCACCCAGAUGACAAACAGAGGAAAGAGCUGAGCCAAGAGCUUGGGCUGGAGCCUAUGCAAAUCAAGUUCUGGUUCCAAAACAAACGCACUCAAGUGAAGACUCAACAUGAACGCCAUGAGAACAAUCUUCUGAAGUCUGAGAAUGAAAAGCUUCGAGCAGAUAACAUUAGGUACAAGGAGUUACUAAGAAAUGCUACAUGCCCUACCUGUGGAGGCCCAGCUGCUGUUGGUGAAAUGUCCUUUGACGAGCAGGAAUUGAGGCUCGAAAAUGCGCGAUUAAGAGAAGAAAUCGAUAGGGUUUCUGCAAUUGCGACCAAGUUUUCUCCAAAAUCCCCGGGUUCUUACUAUAACAUGCCUUCGCGCUCGCUUGAUCUGGGAGUUGGUGGUAACUAUGGAGCACAGCCAGGCAUGGUGGGAGAAAUGUAUGAUGGCAAUGACCCUUUUAGGGCAUUUCCACUUCCUACUGAUGCUGACAAACUCAUGAUUGUUGAGCUUGCUCUCAUGGCUAUGGAUGAAGUUACAAGGUUGGCUCUGUCUGCAGAACCUUUAUGGGUCGCUGGAAGCUACGGCACUGAGAUUCUUAAUGAAGAAGAAUACCAGAGGACUUUCCCUAGGGCAAUAGGUCAAAAUUUGGGCUUCAAAACCGAAGCUUCAAGGCAAUCCGCGGUUGUCAUCAUGAGUCAUGCUAGAAUAGUUGAGAUGCUUAUGGAUGUGGAUCAAUGGGCAAACGUGUUUUGCGGCAUCGUUACAAGAGCAGUGACACUCGAAGUUCUGUCAACUGGAAUUGCCGGAAGUUACAAUGGAGCCUUGCAAGUGAUGGCAGCUGAGUUCCAGGUCCCUACACCUCUUGUUCCUACCCGCGAACACUAUUUCGUGAGGUACUGUAAGAAGCACUCGGAUGAAUCAUGGGUUGUUGUGGAUUUAUCAUUGGAUCAUCUGCGACCUGGUGCUGUCAGAGGAUGCCAAAGGCGACCUUCUGGUUGCAUAAUUCAAGAAUUGCCAAAUGGAUAUUCUAAGGUUAUCUGGGUUGAACAUGUUGAAGUAGAUGGUAGAGAAGUGCAUGACCUUUACAAACACUUUGUUAAUUCUUGCCUUGCCUUUGGAGCUACUCGGUGGGUGGCAUCAUUAGAUAGGCAAUGCGAACGUUUUGCUAGUGUAAACGCCACCAACAUACCAGCAGGGGAUCUUUGUGGAAGGAAAAGUAUGCUGAAUCUAGCUGAAAGGAUGAUGUUGAGCUUUUGUAAUGGUGUUGGCGCUUCUACCGCACAUGUUUGGACACCACUAACAAUUGGUGGUGAAGAUUUGAGGGUCAUGACCCGAAAGAGUGUGAAUGAUCCUGGCAGGCCUCCCGGUAUUGUGCUCAGUGCUGCAACUUCUUUGUGGCUCCCAGUCCCUCCAACGAGGGUUUUUCAUUUUCUUCGAGAUGAAAAAGCGAGAAAUCGGUGGGACAUUCUCUCGAAUGGGGCUAUUGUUGAAGAAGUAGCACACAUAGGAAAUGGUCGUGAUCCUGGAAACUCUGUCUCUUUACUUCGUGUGAAUAGUUCGAAUACCACCCAAAGCAACAUGAUCAUACUUCAAGAGUGUUGGAGUGAUGCUGCAGGAUCAUAUGUAGUGUAUGCUCCUGUUGAUAUAGUUGCCAUGAAUCUUGUGCUGGGUGGUGGCAAUCCAGAUUAUGUUGCCCUGCUCCCUUCGGGCUUUGCUGUUCUCCCUGAUGGGUCUGGAAUGAAAAACGGGCCAGGGCCCAUAAUUGAGACUGGGUCUGGAGGCUGUCUUCUGACAGUUGCAUUUCAGAUAUUGGUUGAUUCGGCUCCAACUGCAAAACUGUCUAUUGGUUCGGUCACCACUGUUAGCAAUUUGAUUAAGUGCACUGUUGAUCGAAUCACUGCUGCAGUGACGGGUGCCGCAGCACCUAAUUAGGUGCUGUUCCCUCAAAUA
Molecule: messenger RNA, 2923 nt
Organism: Cajanus cajan (pigeon pea)
Lineage: Eukaryota; Viridiplantae; Streptophyta; Magnoliopsida; Fabales; Fabaceae
Product: homeobox-leucine zipper protein MERISTEM L1
Biological process (GO): regulation of DNA-templated transcription
Molecular function (GO): DNA-binding transcription factor activity, RNA polymerase II-specific; lipid binding; DNA binding
Source: RefSeq, a predicted model, not a curated record